GUGAGUGUUCUGACUGAGUUUUACCAGUGGUUUAUGUAAAUUUCAAUUUCUGUUAUUUUGUUAAUCUGAUCUGGGUUGCCUGUUUUGAAAAGAACGAGUCCAAAUAAUAACUGGAUCCAAACAGUUGGUGACGCCUUGUAGAAAUUCACUUUGUCACAAACAGUGACGAAUGAAGACGUGGGCUAAAAGUAGUGAACGUAUACAAUGUUUGAGUCAUUUUAAAUUGUAUUUGUUUGAACUUUAAAGAUGCCAAACGGCGAAGAGAUAGAUCGAUCUUUCUUUUGUCGCCAUUUUACAACUUUUACGAGAGUUCUAGGAGUCGCUACAAGCAUUGCAUUAUGGUGGAUUGGUAUAUUACUUACUGACAAAGCAGACAAGAGAAUUGCUGUGUAUUUAUUAAUCUGUGCUUUUGUGGUAUCAUUUCUUGAAGUUAUAUUUAUACUUGACAGAUGUGCAAUAUGCAAGGAAGGACAUUUUGGCUUCACACUGUGGAACUUUCUUAAAGCAAUUGACACAUGGAAGAAGUUUGUGCUAUAUGGCUCGUUAUCAAUAGUAUGUUACCUGCAUCCAAAGGAAUUCUGGGAGGCAGUUAUUAUUGGAGUGUUUCUUGAUGUCUUAGCUAUUUUCUAUUUAAUGCAUACAUUCAGAAAGAAGAAUGAGAGAGCUGUUUAUAGGUAUAGACAAUUAGAAAUCAAAUAGACUCACAAAAAUUAAACUGGUACACUUAUUUAUAUAUCGACAAAUGUUGGUUAGAAAAAGGAUUUAUUAAUACAAUGGCAUAUGUACAUCUAAUAUGCAGUCAUCAUUGGGUCUUUCCAAAUUUGAGCUGCUUAUAGAGGUUUUCUACUAAAUAAAGGGUACUAAAUAGGGGGUGAUUUAGAGAGUUGGAGCUUUUUAAGUACAUGUAUCUGUAGUAUUUGAUGGAAGGUGAGUGCCAGUCCAGUCAAACCAUUGCCUAUGAGGUAUACUGAACUUCCUUUAACUUCCUUAUAAGAGUGUGUAAAAAUAAUGUAGGGCAGGUUAUAAAAAAAUGCUUGAUGGUGACCACUGAAAUAGAGGUACCAUUCUACUCCAUUUUACAUUUCCYAUCGUAGCCAAGCCUAACCUAUAACUUUGCAUCAAAGUGAGGUAGUAGUUGAACUUGGAGUGAUAGAUGUUUUUUUUGUUGUUUGUUCGACACUGUUCUGACAUUGCAAGCUCAACCACAAUCUGCCAUGACCUGUGUAUAAGUGAGAGAUUUGGAGGGAUUUCCAGGACUGGCCUAUGGUAUUGGUAUGGUAUGUCUUAUUGGAGCUGCACUGGAGAUCUUGGGACUGCACCAUGAGGACAGGGGAUACAAUAGGCCAGUCCUGGACAUGUGUGAUGUUGGAACGAUAAGUAAAUAAUAUACAAUAUUUGCAGAGAGUCUGAAUGAGGUGACCUACUGUUUUAAAUUAUCAUACAAAUGAUUGGUAAUAAUGAACAUUAUAUAUUAUCUAUAGCAUAAAUAGUUUGUAUAGCAUCAGUUAWUUCUUUUGGAGAAUCAAAAAGCCAUGCAUUUAUUCAUUGACGCAACUGGAAAGUUUUGUACCACAUUCAUACAAGCAAACAGAAUGAAGAAAUAAUUGUGCCACCAAUAGUAAAAAAUAUAGAAAUAACAAACUCCAACUAAUCAGAAACUUAUUUGUUGGAACAUUACGUACUUAUUUAUGAUGAUAACUUUGACUGAAAGGAGUAGAAAAAGCAAUGAAAAUAUGCAAAGCAUUCUGGUAGUGCUAAAUCAUAGAAACUAAAAAAAAGUAUAAUUGUAUACUUUGAAAAUAGUCUGGGUUGAUGAGUUUAAGUAUGCAAUAAUGAGUUUAAAUCCAAUCAAYUAACAUCUUUUUCAAUAAAAAAAGGAUUUAAAUUUCAAUAAAACCAAUCUUCGAAUAUAACUAUUUAUAAAUAAAUACAAAACCACCAUUGUAUCAGAACUACCAUUUAUAGAUGGUUAUCAUUAGUAUGGGUUUACAUGCUGUAAUUUUAUUUAAUUUUAAUAGGAAAAAAUGAUUAUGAUUAUGAUAUUAUUUAUUUAUUAGAACAAAAUUAUAUAUUGUUGAUUAAAAGAGAGUAAUGAAUAAAAUUCUAUAAAUAAUU
Exaiptasia diaphana is the source of this 2115-nucleotide messenger RNA. Its product is annotated as transmembrane protein 72. The transcript is spliced from 4 exons. The record is from RefSeq and is a predicted model, not a curated record. Lineage: Eukaryota; Metazoa; Cnidaria; Anthozoa; Actiniaria; Aiptasiidae. The coding region runs from base 247 to 699 and encodes 150 amino acids.